This is a messenger RNA of Wallemia ichthyophaga EXF-994, 1977 nucleotides long. RefSeq names its product Siderophore iron transporter 3. Bases 1 to 1977 code for a protein of 658 amino acids. Lineage: Eukaryota; Fungi; Basidiomycota; Wallemiomycetes; Wallemiales; Wallemiaceae. Gene Ontology annotation, molecular function: transmembrane transporter activity. The transcript is spliced from 3 exons. The record is from RefSeq and is a predicted model, not a curated record. Gene Ontology annotation, biological process: transmembrane transport.
AUGGGCAUUAUAUCGAUACAACCAACACCCAUAAAAUCUGGAAAGAUGAACCCUCCACCUGGCUACGCUGAUGAAGCUGCUACUCCACAUGUUCCCCCUCUCAAUGUUCGCCAACAAGACAAAUUCGGCACCCAGGCAGGUACUUUGAAAGCUAUAGCUGCCAAGCAAGUAUCCAACAAAGCCAUGAUGGUUAUCCUCAUCUAUUUCCUUGGUCUUGCUGCUUUCAUGAUGAAUUUGGAUCAAUACACCAACUACACCCUCCUCACUCAAGCCUUUACAGACGCUAAUAACGUUCAAGCUCAAUAUCAAGUUGGUGCUGCAACUGCCAUUCUUCUUGCUGUCGGUAAACCGUUCUUUGGAAAAAUGUCAAAUGUCAUCGGUCGUCCUGAAGCUCUAACUGUCACGCUUUUCUUCAUUGUUCUCGGUUAUGUCGUUACUGCUGCAUCUGAUAAGCUUGUAUCAGGUCUCGCCGCAGGUCAAGUUUUCUGGCAACUUGGCUUCUCCGGCUUCCAAAUCCUCCUCAACAUUAUUGUCGCAGAUAAUACAAACCUCCGUUACAGAGGAUUUUGGACUGGUAUGAUCAACGUAUGGACUUUUGUCCUUUUCGCCUUAUCCUCUCCAAUCAUUAGUGCCGUUAAAUCAGGUUUAGGUUGGAGGUGGGCUUUCGGAUUGGAAGCUAUUUGCUACCUUCCUGCCUCUCUUCCAGCAAUUCUUGUUCUCUUCUUGAACCAAUACCGUGCUAAGAAGGCUGGUUUAAUCAAUUAUCAGGACCAGCCACUCACUUCUGGUCCAUGGAAGUCACGCAUUUACCAAUUCAUUGUCCAGCAUGAUGUCAUAGGUCUAUAUCUCCUUAUCGCUACUCUCUGCUACAUUUUCUUGCCAAUCAUUCUCGCUGGUACGAGUGCCCUUCUAGCAUGGGACAAUGCUUACGUGCCUGCCUCGAUGGUCGUUGGAGGUUUCAUCAUUCUCCCCGCUCUCAUCUACUGGGAACUGAAAUGCGCUUCCUUCCCAAUAAUUCCACACUACUUCAUCAAAAAUAUCAACAUCGUAAUCACGUGCCUGAUCAACUUCUUUGACUUCAUUUGCUUUUACCUUUCUUAUCAGACGCUGAGUAACUACAUGGCUGUGGCUGUAGAUUGGUAUACGGAUUUAGAGAAUGGUGAACCUCGUUUGAGCGGCGACUCUAACUAUUAUUCUUACUGCCAGAACAUUAGUUUAACCUUCUUCGGUAUUGCUUGGGGUAUCAUUGCCUCUGUCUUCAAACCUAAUUGGAAGUGGUCUGUUGUUGUCGCACUCUGCAUUAGACUACUCGGUGUUGGAUUGAUGUUGUACGCACGUGACAAUCGUAAUCUCGGUGCACUAGUUAUGACGCAAGUUUUACAAGGUGCUGGUGGUGGUAUCGCUGCAAUCGCCACGCAAGUAGGUGCGCAGGGCAGUGUUCCUCAGCAACAGAUGGCUCUUGCUACCGCUGCCAUUCUUCUUUUUGCAGAAAUUGGUAAUGUUGUUGGCCAAUCCGCUUCCUCGGCCAUCAAUUCUGCUUUCCUUCCACAGAUGAUCGCAGAGCAAUUCCCAUCAUGGAGUGCAACACAAGUCAACAAAUACGUCAGUGCUCCAAUGUCCGCUGUCAAACUUGGUCCAGUCGGUACAGAGCAGAGAGAUAAAAUGAUACAAGCAUUCUCAAACAAUCAGCGCAAACUCAUCAUUCCAGCCAUCGUUUUCGGCUGCGUGCCUAUCAUUCUCUCCUUAUUCCUCAAAAACUUCAAGCUCGAUGAGCGCCAAAACGCAGUAGAAGAUCUCGAUGAAAACGGCCAUGAAGUGCUGGCGUAUGAUUCAGAACGUACAAAUACCCAUGCAAAUGGAGAUUUAAAUGAAAAUGCGCGCGAUAGCCACUCUGAGGCCGAUGAGGAUCACAAGGAUGAUCACAAGUCAUCUCCAAAGGAAACCAAUCCUAAUGGUGGCCAUGAAUUGUCCCAUUAA